This is a messenger RNA of Solea senegalensis (Senegalese sole), 1524 nucleotides long. RefSeq names its product caspase a-like. The transcript has 8 exons. The coding region runs from base 104 to 1270 and encodes 388 amino acids. Gene Ontology annotation, biological process: proteolysis; regulation of apoptotic process. The record is from RefSeq and is a predicted model, not a curated record. NCBI's taxonomy places the organism in Eukaryota, Metazoa, Chordata, Actinopteri, Pleuronectiformes, Soleidae. Gene Ontology annotation, molecular function: cysteine-type endopeptidase activity.
CCGCACAGAGACAGCAGGGACAGAAAGUGAGUUCUUUACGUGCCCGCUGAACGACUCUGCCCUUCUGUGCGGAACCAGGUGUGGUGAAUGACUGCAGUGAAGAAUGACAGAUGCACUUGUCAAGGUGAGAUCGAAAUUUGUGGACAAAGUGUCCAAAGAGCUCAUCAACCAGCUCCUGGACGACCUUUUAGAGGAUCGCAUCCUGAAUGAUGGCGAGAAAGACUCUAUCAUCGAGGACCACAGCAGCAGAGCAAACCGUGCACGCUGCCUCAUCGACACAGUGAAGAAGAAAGGAAACAUUCCCAGCCAGAAGAUGAUCGAUCACAUUCAAACCAGAGAUCCCACCCUUUACUGUGAACUGGGCCUGUCCUGUGGUAACCGUGGUAACCCUAACAUCCAUCCAAGUGGUAACCCUAACAUCCAUCCAACUGCAGAGACAAAGUCAGACACACUCGUCCCCAUCACUGAGGCAUUCUGGAGGGAGAAACAGAAUAACAGAGAGAUCUACCCCGUGACCAAAGCUAACAUGGGGAGUCGUGUGGCCCUGCUCAUCACUAAUAUCACUUUCCGUGUGGAGAAAUACAACAGAAAUGGUGCCAAGAAAGAUGAGGAGAACAUGGAGAGACUGCUCACUGAGCUAGGCUAUGAGGUGGUGAAACACACAGACCUCACUGCAAAGGCCAUAGAUCGAGCACUCAUCGACUUCUCGGCGCUGCCAAAGCUCAAAGCGACGGACAGCGUGGUGGUGGUGAUCAUGUCUCACGGGAAGCUGGGAAUCGUCCAUGGCGUUGAAUGGAAACUUGGGGAUGAAAAUCCAGACGAGUUUCCCAUCAACAACCUUUACAGACACUUGGGCUCAAAGGAAUGUCCAGCACUGCUGAACAAACCUAAAAUCAUCAUCAUCCAGGCCUGCAGAGGAGAACACAGUGGAUCCGUGUUCGUCAGCGAUGGUCCUUCAGUAUCUGACGGAGGAGACAUAAAGGAAGAUACUUUGCAAGUUGUCCAUAGAGAAAAAGACUUCAUCUCUCUUCUGUCCUGCACUCCUGAUACAGUCUCCUACAGACACACAGGCCAAGGCUCUUUUCUUAUCCAGUACAUCGUGUCACAAUUCAACAAAACUGCCCACGAGGACGACGUCGAGGAACUUUUCAGAAAAGUCAUGCAGCAAUUUGAAGAUAACGGUCCUGGUAACAGAAAGCAGAUGCCGACCAAAGACAGAUGCACGCUCACAAAACGCUUCUACUUUUUCCCGGGACUCAACGCUCUCUGAGACAAACAUGGUCAAAUAAUGUUUUGGAUUUUUUCCAUCGGCGCUGUUCAGGCGACUCCUGGACUCACGUUAAUAACUCUUUGGAUGGGAAACAUGGGAACAACGACCAAGAAAACUCCAAAGCAUUCUCUUUUCAACAAUUAAAACACCUUUUAAAAUAAACUCUCUCUUUCUACCUACUUUUUAAAAUCACUUCAUUUAUAUGAUCAUGUGUCAAUUCUUACAUUUUUAAAUAAAGGUAAAAUACAACUUUA